AUGACGGAUGGCUUGUCCAUAUCCGAUGGAGGAAAAGGUCCGGUGGUCUUGGGUGUAACUUGGGCGGAAAUGGGAUUGGCUUUCGUUCUGAUUAUUCUUCGUGCUAAAACGGCCUCGGUUUGUCCAUCGCGACAGCUGUCGUCAGGUUUAUACGGUUUACGAUGGGAUUUUGUGUGGGUGAUUAUUGCCUUUACGGUUGCUCUAGCUGCCCAGACUACCAUGACUGUGAGCGUCCGUUACGGACUCGGCACUCACCAGACCCUGCUUGCACCCGACAGGAUUGUCCAAACAAACCUUUGGAGCUGGAUUGGUCAAGUCAUUGCCAUUCUGGAUUUAGUUAUUGCGCGCAUCGCAGUGAUCGCUUUCUUACUCACCAUACAAAACGGCACUAGAAGCAAGGGCAGGUACCUUCUUUACGCCGUGGGGGCAACGCAAGCCAUUAUCAAUGUGAUCGAGGUUGGCUUGAUCUUCAAGCAAUGCACCCCGACAGCAAAGCUAUGGAAUAAUAACCUACCAGGAACUUGCGAUGGGAUAGUGAUAUGUUCUCAGGUGGGAUUUGCUCAAGGGAGCAUUGGAGCCUUUUCUGACUUCUUCUUGGCCGGAUACCCGGUCUAUGUCAUUGGAAGGCUUCAGGUGAUGAAACUAUCGACAAAGAUCGGCCUUUGUCUAAUCAUGGGAGGUGGACUAAUAGCAGGAAUUGCUGGUAUCAACAAAACCAUCGCGAUCGCCUCAAUAACUAAAGUUGAAGACUUGACUUACGCCAUCUACAAACUAAAUACCUGGGUCUUGACCGAAAUGUGGUUCAUAAUUAUUUUCGGCUCCAUCCCAACGCUCCGUCUGUUCUUUAUCAAAUUCACCCAAGAUCUGAAGAGCGCCACUGGAUUUUCGUCGCGAAGCUCCGGAAAGCGAUCCAAUGGGGAGGGCUAUAUCAGCGAUAGAGAACCACGCCAGUCGUGGGUGGAAAUGAACGACCGAACACCAGGGUCGUGGAAUCCACAUGCCACCGCCAUUACCUGUGCGACCCAUGAUAGCGAUGAAGCUCAGCGGAGGGAAGAAACCGAGCAAAGUGACCAGCAAAUAUUGGUUACAAAGGACACAGUUGUCUCUGAGGAAUAUCAAGUGAAACAAUGA
Messenger RNA from Penicillium pulvis, 1131 nucleotides. RefSeq lists its product as uncharacterized. The transcript has 4 exons. Bases 1 to 1131 code for a protein of 376 amino acids. The record is from RefSeq and is a predicted model, not a curated record. NCBI's taxonomy places the organism in Eukaryota, Fungi, Ascomycota, Eurotiomycetes, Eurotiales, Aspergillaceae.